Acaulospora colombiana is the source of this 277-nucleotide messenger RNA. NCBI's taxonomy places the organism in Eukaryota, Fungi, Glomeromycota, Glomeromycetes, Diversisporales, Acaulosporaceae. The record is from the annotation of a GenBank genome assembly.
CGCACGAACGACACUAGAGGUGGUCGAUAACGUGGAAAAGAAGAGGAGAGAGGUAGAGAGCUUCAUUGUGGAGAAAAGAGGUGGAGGGGGUAAGAGACGCAAGACAAAGGAGGACGAAAAGGAAUGCCUAGCCCCAAAAGGAGUUUGGAGUUUUGCGGUGACACGAGUUGUCCGCCUGUCCAGCUGCACGCCUUUGUCGAACGGCCGUUCCUCGCCGCCUAAAUUAACCUUUUUAUUUUGGUGCAGGUUCGUAGAACGUCGAAUUCGAUAUUGUUGA